This is a messenger RNA of Tarenaya hassleriana, 519 nucleotides long. RefSeq lists its product as uncharacterized. The record is from RefSeq and is a predicted model, not a curated record. The transcript has a single exon. Bases 1 to 519 code for a protein of 172 amino acids. NCBI's taxonomy places the organism in Eukaryota, Viridiplantae, Streptophyta, Magnoliopsida, Brassicales, Cleomaceae.
AUGAAUGUCCAAGAAACCCUAAACCUCUUUGAUUCUUGUUGGUUCGAACGGAAAAUCUUCAAGAACCGAUGGAAUUCGUUGUCCCCAUCGAAUUUCACAGCAAACCCAGAUGAUAAAACCGAAGAAAUCGUGUCAGGACCACGAGAAAAUCCAUCAAUCGGUACACCAUCGAGAAAUGAGAGAUCAAGAAUAUACGAUUCUUCAUCACCAGACAGAGUUCUGCUUCACGGAUCCGUUUUUCCCGGGAAAGAAACAGAAGAAAACAGGAGUGCACGAAGAAGGACGAAAGGAUUAAGGGGAAGAAGCGAAACGAGCAAGAGCGCGUCGGAACUAGAAUCCGAAGAGCUUAAAGGGUUCAUGGAUUUAGGGUUUGCUUUCAAGGAGGAAAGCGUGAAUUCUGAGCUGGUCGAGAUUCUUCCCGGCUUGCAAGGAUUUCUUGGGAGACAAGAAAAGCGGUCGGAGAUUCCAAGGCCGUACGUAUUUGUCAGAGUCAUGGGACUGGAGAAGAAGAGAGAUUGA